AUGAUGGAUAAUGAACAGUACGAUGAACAGUAUGAUGAACAAGGUGGAGGUGAAGAAAUAGAUGGUGACUAUGACAACAACAACAACAAUGAUGAUGAUCAAUACGAUUAUACAACAAGUUCUACCGAUCAACAACAACAACAACAACAACAACAAUAUUAUGACCAACAAGGAGAAUAUGAUUACAAUGCAUUUGAGCCAAUGUGGGUCAGAGCUUUAUACGAUUAUGAUGCUGCCAAUGACUCUGAGAUUAGUUUCAAAGAGAAUGACGUAGUUUGCAUUACCCAAGAUUAUGAAGAUGGAUGGUGGUGUGGAGAUUUAAAUGGUCUCGUAGGAAGAGUACCUGCCAACUAUUUCGAAUAUCUCGAUCAAGAACAAAAUCAAGAUUACUCUAACUUUAGUUCUUCCGAUACCUAUGAUACCAACAACAACAACAACUAUACAUCAAACGAUCAACAAUAUCAACAACAACAACAACAUGAUCAUCAACAAGAUUAUCAACAAGACUAUCAAGGAGGAGAUGAUGAUGACGAAGAUGGAGUAGGGGGAGGAGCUGGUGAUGCACAGAGAAAAGAGAUGCUCAGACAAAAGAGAGAAAUGUUUAAAAAGGAAAUGAAGGAAUUACAAGAUCGAUUAAAAGAUCAAGAAUCCCUCAAGGAUAAAUUGGCCGACGAAAUUGAAAGACUGGAAAAGGAGAAAAAGGUGGCAGAAGAAAAAGCAAGAGUUAUAAAGAUGCUUAGAUUCAUAAAUCUCACUGCAAUCAAGACUGAAACUGAUUUGAACCUCAACGCAGAGGUAACAAAUCAUGCCAGACAAACAGGUAUUGCCGUUACACAAGAUCUACGUGCCCUUCGUACAGCACUAGCAUCUAUUAAAUCACAGGCUGCUAUUGAUCCACCAAAGAAACAAUUUGAUCAACGUCUUGAAGAACUCGAGAAAAAGAUCACUGCCAAUCUCACCAACCUCGAUGCUUGUGAUGGCCUUAAAAAGAUUACCCUAACAGAUGUUACACUCUUUCAAUCAGAGUUUGAAACUUCUUUCCUCAAAGAUACUGCUCUCGAAUUACCACUCCCACCACCACAAAAUUCAAUGGGAGGUGGUCUUGCUCCGUCAGUCUAUAAUCUUCCUCCUCCACCUGGCUCCUCGGUUUCUACCCCAACAACGGGUCUCGCUCCACCUUCAUUGUCUGACAAGGACAAGAGAAAAUCUAUCAAGGAUGCAAAGAAACUAGAGAAAAUGGAGAUAAAAGAAAAGGAAAAGGAGAAAAAAGAAUUAAAGAAAUUAGAAAAGGCUGAAGCAAAAACAAAAACAAAGGAAGAUGAAAACACUGGUCUGUGGAAGCCCUCUAAAAUUAACAAGUAA
Cavenderia fasciculata is the source of this 1362-nucleotide messenger RNA. RefSeq lists its product as uncharacterized. The transcript has a single exon. Gene Ontology annotation, biological process: negative regulation of cell migration. Gene Ontology annotation, molecular function: protein binding. The record is from RefSeq and is a predicted model, not a curated record. NCBI's taxonomy places the organism in Eukaryota, Evosea, Eumycetozoa, Acytosteliales, Cavenderiaceae. Gene Ontology annotation, cellular component: cytoplasm. Bases 1 to 1362 code for a protein of 453 amino acids.